This is a messenger RNA of Dipodomys spectabilis (banner-tailed kangaroo rat), 1275 nucleotides long. Its product is annotated as spermatogenesis- and oogenesis-specific basic helix-loop-helix-containing protein 2-like. Gene Ontology annotation, molecular function: DNA-binding transcription factor activity, RNA polymerase II-specific; RNA polymerase II cis-regulatory region sequence-specific DNA binding; protein dimerization activity. The coding region runs from base 1 to 1275 and encodes 424 amino acids. Gene Ontology annotation, biological process: regulation of DNA-templated transcription; spermatogenesis. NCBI's taxonomy places the organism in Eukaryota, Metazoa, Chordata, Mammalia, Rodentia, Heteromyidae. The record is from RefSeq and is a predicted model, not a curated record. The transcript is spliced from 11 exons. Gene Ontology annotation, cellular component: nucleus.
AUGAGGAGGAAGAAGCAGCUAGUGCCAGUUACUAAAGAAGCAGAGUCAAAACUAGAUCUUUUAUUAGUUGGAGAUGUCAGUGUUCACCACCUGGCUUGCGCUGUACAGAAAUUCUUUUCAAAUACCCAGGAAGUAACCAUCACCAUUUGUGAUGCAAAGAAGGCAGCCACACUUGUGAACAAUUGCGUGUUUAAUAUGAUUUUCCUGAGGAUUACUCCUGUCCUAACUGCUGAGGAACUGGAAGCUAUCAAGUCGAUCAGAUUUGGCAAGAGGGAAAAUAUACAUUUGCUGUUUGUUUUUAUAAUCCCUGAAAAUUUUAAAGGUUGUGUUUCAGGGUAUGGAGCUGAUAUUACUUUAAGUGAACCACUGACAAUGGAAAAAAUGAAUAUUGUGCUAAAAUACUGGAGAGCAUAUUUCACAAAUAGUUCGGUUAAGAAUGAAAAUUCUCUGAGGACUGAACAACGUGGAUUUUCCCUGCGGAGCUCAAGCAGUAAACCUCUGGAAUAUUUUUCUUCCAAUCUAUUUACUCGCACUAAAUCUGUAAGACAUGACAUUAAACUUGAAUUAAAUGCCUCAUUAUCAGAUUUUGAGAACAGCAAAAAGAUUUUUCUUCAUUCAAGCAAAGAGAAGAUGAGAAGAGAGCGAAUCAAGUAUUGCUGUGAGCAGCUGCGUGCUCUGUUACCAUAUGAGCAGGGGAGGAAGAAUGAUAUGGCUUCAGUUAUUGAGGCAACAGUUGAUUAUGUGAAGUAUGUCCGGGACAGAAUCCCUCCAGCUGUUAUGCACAAGAUUUCAGAAGCUAUUAAGAACAAUAAGAAGUAUUGGAAGAAACCAAAGGCGAUCCAGCUUUGCCUCCAAGGCCCUGUCAAGUCUCAAAGGAAAAGCACUGUGACGACAAGCAAGUACUCACCUGUGAGAGAGAUCCAGUUAGUGGCUGAUAAGUGUCUGGAUGUAUAUUCUGAGCCUACUGCGGGGGGAUCCCUGGAUGAAUCUAUGAGAGGUCAGUCAAGCUCCACUUCAGUGAGUACUAUUGGUGAUCUGUAUAAAACUCAAAUUCCCAGUGCAGCCCUCUCCCUUAAUUCCUUCCAUGCUAUCAAAUACUAUUCUAAAGUUAUCUUUUCCUAUAAUUCAGCUGCCAUAACAAAUCAGAAUAUUGACAUUCGUUUGCCGUCAGCCAUGCCCAAAGUCUCAAAGUUUCUUCCCCAGCAGUGCAAUUCCAUGCUUGGACAGACGUGCACAGCACAACCCAACUGCUUGCAGCAGUAUUGGGCAUAUUAA